Messenger RNA from Austrofundulus limnaeus, 1449 nucleotides. Its product is annotated as ubiquitin-associated protein 1-like. The transcript has 6 exons. Gene Ontology annotation, biological process: ubiquitin-dependent protein catabolic process via the multivesicular body sorting pathway. Lineage: Eukaryota; Metazoa; Chordata; Actinopteri; Cyprinodontiformes; Rivulidae. Gene Ontology annotation, cellular component: ESCRT I complex. The record is from RefSeq and is a predicted model, not a curated record. Gene Ontology annotation, molecular function: ubiquitin binding. The coding region runs from base 11 to 1210 and encodes 399 amino acids.
ACGCACAUUGAUGUUUGUGUCAGUCAUUUACUCCUGUCAGUUCAAGACGACUGGACCUGGACGUCAAUAUUACACAACGGUGAUGAUGAACAUUUUGGAGGAUGUUCCUUUUCACACCCCUGUGGGUCCACUGGGGGUGGAGGUACAGCUUCUGACCUUACCGGAGAUGCCGGCUCCAGACUGCCAUCAGAUCAUGCAAGAAACUGAGUAUGGGUUUAAUCUGGAGAGAUGGAUUUUAAUGGGGCAGCAGCCAGCCUCUCAGGCCCCAUCCUGCCCCCCCUACUGGCUGAUGUUCAGCAGUCCUCAGGAGACCCACAGGCUCAGGGACAGCAGUCUGUGGGGCCCUGGGCCUCGACCCCGCAGCCACAGCUUGAGUUCAGCAGACAUCCACCCGUUGCACCGCCGCACUGUCAAGUUCCUCCUAACAGACUCUGAUGAAGAGGAGGGCUCUUAUGAGAAUAAAGGGUCUUCAGCUGAAGGGCUACUCCACCGUGUCAACAGCAGAGAGCGGCCCAGGACCACUGCGUCCAGAGUCAAAGACAUGCACCUUGGUUACUGCUCACAUGGAAGCAAGCCUGAUUUCUCUCCGCCCGUCCCAGGGUGCAGACCACCUCUGCGUGCCCUGGAGCAGCACAGGCCACAGCAGGCCAGCCCCAGGUCUCAGGGGCCAAAGAACAGCAAGAAGAGGCCAACUUUACUGAGCAGAAAGUUCUCCCAAAACACACCACCUGCUGGUCCGCCCAGGUCACAGCAGCAGAGACCCUCCUCUGCAGGACCAGCAGUCAAAAACCGCAGGAAGAAGAUUCUAACAACUAGUGGCUCUCGUGGGGUUUUCUUUGACUCUGCAGCAGAGCUUCUGACAGCUCUGAGCCAGGAGGAGAGGGACUUACUAGAAACCAUCACUGAGAGAGGAUACCCGUUACGCACCGCUAUUCUGGCUCUACAGAAAACUGGAUAUCAGAGUCCAGAAAAGGUCCUAAAAUAUCUGGUUUCCAGUGAGCGUCUCUGUCAGCUGGGCUAUGAUGAAGCACAAGUGGAAGAAGCUUUGGAGAUGUUUCAGAACUGUGAGAGCAAGGCUGCUGAAUUCCUGUGCCUGUUGACUCAGUUUAAUGAAAUGGGCUUCCAGCAAAGCGCGAUCAAAGAGGUGCUGCUUGUUCAUGAAAACCACCGGGAGCGAGCUCUGGAGGAACUCAUGACCCGCAUGGCUUAGAGAAACCAGAGAUCAAAUAAAUGAGAGCUUAGAUUUCUGACAAAGCCAAGCAGCAAGAAUCAACAACAUUCAGGUUUCUGAUCAAUGUUUGCUUAAAUGUUUAUUAACAGACUGAUUUAAAAGCAUAAAACAAUUUAAUUUUACUUUUACUCCAGCUUGAGAAAGAAAAGCACAGUACGUAAUGUACUUAAGUUCUUUAAAACACUUGUUUAAAAAAUGAACCCACAUGGGGAAAAAAA